Truncatella angustata is the source of this 1049-nucleotide messenger RNA. RefSeq lists its product as uncharacterized. The record is from RefSeq and is a predicted model, not a curated record. The transcript has a single exon. NCBI's taxonomy places the organism in Eukaryota, Fungi, Ascomycota, Sordariomycetes, Amphisphaeriales, Sporocadaceae. The coding region runs from base 152 to 982 and encodes 276 amino acids.
GAAAUAUUUAUAAGCAGUGUUCUCAAAGUCGCAUAUAAGCUCCGAUGAAUGUCGAAGGUUUAAGGAAUUUCUUUUCUUCGCUUUACACAGUGCUCUCGUCGUUGCAAUUUUUACCUCCAGAUCCCUGCGCAGCGUAAUACUAGUCAUUAUCAUGUCAGCUACAACGAAGACCACCAAGGUGACGGGUCUUCCCCCUCGGUACGAGAUCCGUACCCUAGGCAGAGAGCACGCAGACUGGGCCAAGGCAAUUGUUAUACACAGCAACAUGUUCUCUUCACCUGUAUGGCCUGCACUGUAUCCAGAGAACAAGACAGGGCGGUCCUACAGGGGCUUCAAGGCUGCGGAUUACCUGGUCGACAAGCAGAUCGAUUCCGGUCUAUCACUGGGCAUCUUCGACAAGGAGUACGUGUACAAGCGCGCCGAGUCCGCCGCGACCAACGGUAAGCUGUACUGGGACCUAGAGGAUGAGAGCGUCGACGGCGGCACCCUGGCGGAGCAGAUGGACUUCCCCCUGCUCUCGGUCGCACUGGCGUACGACGGCUUCAACGCCCUCGAGUUCCCGAGGCUGCAGUCGCUCAUCGACUCGCUCCCGGCUUUCGCGGACGUGUACGCCGGGUUGGCCGCGGGCGACAAGCGGGACCCCAAGGACUGGCAACCCACGGGCCCUGGGCAGGUCAUCAUGCGCAACGCGACGUCGACCAAGCCCGGCGAAGAGGGCCAUGGGUUCAUGAAAACGAUGGCACGGCACAUGAUGCGCAAGGCUGCGGAUGAGGGUUUCAGGGGCAUCCAGAUCGAGUGUGCGCACGACGCCGUGAUCCACGUCUGGGGUAACCCGCCGAGCCCGUUUGUGGGGCACAGGAUCUCCGAGAUUAACUGCAACACAUAUGAGGCAAAGGCCGAGGACGGGACGGUCAGUUAUCCUCUGAGGCCGUCAAAGCAAAAUCUUGUCAAGAUAUACGUAGAUCUGAAGCCGCAGAACUAGUCUAGGCUGUAAAAGAUGGCACACAACAGUGACAGGGACAUGGAACGAAGAUACAAAUAGAUAAAUA